Molecule: messenger RNA, 2728 nt
Organism: Menidia menidia (Atlantic silverside)
Lineage: Eukaryota; Metazoa; Chordata; Actinopteri; Atheriniformes; Atherinopsidae
Source: the annotation of a GenBank genome assembly
GCAGUUGUAAAAAUAACACGCAAAAAACAUAUAUUUAGAACGUGGUGAUCCGGCUGGGGUUUUAAUGUGUUGUAUCUGAUCACUUGGCAUGGUUAAUGUGUUAGUACACAGGAAGAAAAUAGCCAUGGAGUUGUUUUUACACUAGAUAAGCCGCCUUGCUAACUGAAGCGCUAGCAUAAUAUCUUGACAGAAGAUUUUCAUCUCAUCUGACAGCUCUGCAGAGUUGUUCUGCUGCCAGUGAGCACUAACGCCGUAGUAUUGAAUUGUCUUUAGCUCACAACAUGCCUGCCUUCCGGCAAGUGGGAGAGAAGCAACUUCCAAACCCUGUUCUUUGUAUGGCAUGGUCACCAAAGAGGGAUCUGAUUGCUUUGGCAAACACAACUGGAGAGUUGCUGCUACACCGCUUGGCUAGCUUCCAGCGUGUCUGGAGCUUACCACCCAGUGAAUACACGGGGAAAGAGAUCACUGCACUUGCCUGGAGACCAGAUGGCAAAAUAUUGGCCUUCAGUCUUGGAGACACCAAGCAGGUGGUCCUUUGUGGUGUUGAGAAAGCUGAGAUCCUUCAUGUGUUCCCAAUGCAAAGCCCUGUAACUUGCAUGCACUGGAUGGAGGUCAUGGAGGAGAGCAGUGCCCUCAGCUCCUUUUACAACUCAGAGGACGAAUCAAAACUUUUUCUUCCUAAAUUGCCAACCCUACCCAAGAGCUACAGCACAACCUCAAAGAUAUUCAGUGAAGAAAAGUCUGAUGAGAUACUUAAUCUCCUGGGAGAAGUCAGGCUGAACAUACUCGUUCUUGGAGGAGAUGCCGGGUUUGUGGAGCUUUACGCGUACGGAAUGUACAAGAUUGCGUCUCUAAGCGGGGUUUCGGGGACCUGUCGCAGUCUGAGUCUGUCCAGUGAUCUCAAGUCUUUGUCAGUCAUCACAGAAGUGAGGUCAGCUGACAACAACCCAGAGAUCUGCUACGUUCAGCUGGACACGAGGCUGUUGUCAGAUUGUCUGCCUGAGGUCACCAGGAUGGCACGCAAGUUCACCCACAUCUCCACGCUGCUCCAGUACCUGCACCUCUCACUGACCUGUAUGUGUGAGGCGUGGGACGACAUCCUCAUGCAGAUGGAUCUGCGCCUCACUAAGUUUGUUCAGGAAAAGAAUACAAGCACCCAAGUUCAAGAUGAGUUUUUGGAGCUUCUGCUAUGGGGACAGUCUAGCCCUGAACUCCAGGCUCUUCUCAUGAACCAACUGACUGUCAAGGGCCUCAAAAAGCUUGGCCAAUCCAUCGAGUCCUCUUACUCCAGCAUCCAGAAGCUAGUGAUCAGCCACCUGCAGAGCGGCUCCGAGGCUCUGCUGUAUCACCUCAGCGAGGUCAGAGGAAUGUCCUUAUGGAAGCAGAAGUUCCAGCCCCUCGGUUUGGAUUCAGCUGCUAUUGAAGGUGCUAUCACCGCCGUGGGCUCCUUUUCCCUCAAAGCCAACGAACUCCUGCAGGUGAUCGACAAGAGCAUGAAAAACUUCAAGGCCUUUUUUCGGUGGCUGUAUGUAGCAAUGUUAAGAAUGUGUGAGGAGCACGUGCCGCCGGAGCUUAACAAGAUGACUCAGAAGGACAUUGCCUUUGUUGCUGACUUUUUGUCUGAACAGUUUAGUGAGAACGAGGAACUUUUCGAUCGUAAAGGGAAGUACUUCAAUGUUGAGCGAGUUGGUCAGUACCUUAAAGAUGAGGAAGAGGACCUUGUGUCUCCACCAAGCACAAAGGGCAACCAGUGGCUGAAGUUUUUGCAGGAGAGCACGCACCUGAAAGAGAGCCCUUUGCUGUUUCCAUCGUAUCCCCAAAAGUCUCUUCACUUUGUCAAGAGGAUGAUGGAGAACGUGAUUGAGCACUGCCUACAGAAACCUGCUGAAGUGAUUGGGAAGUCUGUAAAGCAGGCUGUGUUUUUGCCCCUCUACAUUGUGCCAGAGAGCUCAGAAAACACUCCACGCCUGUUUGAACUUCCUUCUUUGUGGAAUGACAAAAAGGCCAAAAUGCACUGCGUAGUUUUCUGCAUGCCAGAGAUCUCACCAAGCAAGGUCUACAUACUGCGCAAGGGAACAGACCCGAACCGACAUAUCCCAAAUAGUGUUAUGUCGAUUGACCUCAGCCAUCACCUUGACAACGCCGAGGACGACAAUGCUGCAGCUCAGUCUCAUUGUGUUUACAGCUGCCUGGAUGCUCGCUUCUAUGACGAUGAGAUGCUAACGGUGGUUUUGCAAAGCUCGGAGGAGCACAACAGCAGGCGUGUCCUGGCUCAGCUUCCUUUUACCUCCAGCCUGAGCUGUGAGAGUGAAUUCAGCUGGGAGCCCAACCUCAGACUGGACCAGCAGAACAGUUCCAUCCCCUGUCAGGGUCUGGUGUUGGGGAAUCAGUGGCGGGAGCUGGAAAACAUGAAGGCUCAGUUUGUGGCUGUCAAUGGAAUCCGCAAAGUGGCCUGUGUGCUGAGUGGCAAUCUCAGGCACAUACGUGUUUUCGAGAUGGACGUGGAAGAUGAAGAAGACGAGGGAGCUGAUUCCCAAAACACCACCAUCGAACAGGACGGGUUGGAAACUACCAUGACCAGCCUGGGGCCGGGGGAUGAGAGCAUAGACACUGAGGGUGAACUUGGAGAGCAGGAAGUGUUUAAAAAAACUGCGGAGAACCUUCACUCAGAAGAAGCUUUGGAACUCCCAUGAGACUGACUUGGCUCUAUCUUUUGUAUCUUUUUUUU